UUUGAUCGAAACUAUUAAAAAUAGUUAAAGAUACUUGUAUUGUUGGAUCAUUGUACCAUGGAUGAUGUUGUGUAACAUGAGAUAUAUUGGAGAUAAGACACACAUAGUUACCCCUUGAAAUAAGGCAUGUAUUAGUAAAACAUGAUGUUUUACAUAAAAAAAUGUUCAUGUCAUUGUUUUGUUUUGUGCAUUUUAAGUUUUUAACAAUUAUUCCAAUUAACAUAAAUAUUACCUUGAAGUUGGGAUUAUUCAGAAAUUUUUUGGGUAUUUUUUUACAUUUUUUUCUUUUUUCUUGGUGAGGGAAGAGGAUAAGGGCUAGUAUUGUGGUUGUUAAAAACAAUUAGGGGGGUUCAUGAAAAUCCAUAUGGUAAGGAUGACAAUGGAGUCGAUGCCCCUUCAGGAGUGGUUUGGGAAAGGCAAAAUCUAGGUAAGGGUCGGUUCAAGAUUUUUUCCCCUUAAGCUAGAGUUGGUUUCUAUCUAAUUAAAUUUUAUAACAUCCCAUCUCAUAUAUUUAUUUACAUUUAUGCCCUUAAAGAAUCCCUUUGUUGCAAAAGAACCGGCUAUAAAAGGAAAAUGUUUUCCUAAUCUCAUACUCUCAUUUCACAAACACAACCUUCCUCCUUCACGGUCUAGCCCUAACCCUAAGUCACAUAGUGCCAAUGUCGUCCUCCUCCCAAGCACCAGCUGCUCGGCGCACCCUCAAUCGCGGACGUGUUGCCUCAUCACUUUGUCACAUUGACCCUCAAGGUCAAUCUGAUCAACAAAUUGAAGUACCAGAGUUCAUACAUAUCAAUAGGAAUGAUUUCUCAUAUAGAAAACACAUAAAGCAGAAGGAAAAUGAUAUUGCCAUCUGUGAAUGCAAGUACAAAGCCAAUGAUCCAGAUAGUGCAUGUGGAGAGAGGUGCUGGAAUGUAUUAACUAGCAUAGAGUGCACACCUCGCUAUUGUCCAUGCAGCAUCCAUUGCAAGAAUCAGAGAUUUCAGAAGCGUGAAUAUGCUAAAACGAAGUUGUUCAGGGCUGAAGGCCGUGGGUGGGGUCUUUUGGCUACAGAGAACAUUAAGGCUGGAGAAUUUGUUAUGGAGUACUGUGGAGAAGUGAUUUCACGGACAGAAGCAAGGGGAAGGUCCCAAGUUUAUGUAUCACAAGGCCUUAAGGAUGUAUAUAUAAUUCCUCUGAAUGCUAGGGAAUGCAUUGAUGCAACCAAAAAAGGAAACCUGGCUAGGUUUAUAAACCACUCAUGCCAACCAAAUUGUGAGACAAUGAAGUGGUCAGUUUUGGGGGAAGAUAGAGUUGGCAUUUUUGCAUUGAGAAAUAUAUCAGUUGGAACGGAACUGACUUACAGUUACAACUUUGAAUGGUAUAGUGGUGCCAAGGUUCGCUGCCUUUGUGGGGCAACCAGAUGCUCAGGUUUUCUUGGGGGGAAGCCUUGUGGAUUCCAGGAGGAUUCGUUUGCAUGGGAGAAGAACAAUGAGAGAUACUCAGGGGGGGAUAAACCUUCUUCUUCGCUGGGGCCAAAAAAAAGAUUAAAACAUGAUCAUAAUGGAGGGUCAAGACCCCUCCCAGGAAAGCAAGUUGAUGCAAAAUAUGUUGCCCAAUUCUUAGCAUCAAAGGAAGCUCAAGAGGAGGUCUUAAAAAAUGAGGAAGAAAGGAAGGAGGCCUUGUCCCAUCUGGCCUCUGUGUACAGGGAGAUUGAGCCUGCUAUAGAAGAUCAUGAUAUGUAUGGUCCAGCCAAUGUGCCAACUGAUGUGGCAGAGCAAUGGAUAGGGGCCAGCUGCCGGAAACUGAAGGCAGAGUUUAACCUUCAUUCCUCUAUCAUCAGAAAUCUUAUCUGCCCACCACAAAGAGCACCAGAAGAUGCAAAGCCCUCAGCAGGAGACCCUGAUCAUGAAAUCAAGUGAUUGAAAAGACCAAAAUUUUCAAUUUUGUUAGCCCUUUAGAAGCUUGGUUGUUUUAAUUGAAGAUUAUUAUUUUCUUUAGCUGGUUCCUGCCAUUUAUUUGUUUUGUUGUGAAACAUUUGCUCUGAUCAAACUUCAAAGGUCUAAUUGAUGCUUUAAGUUUUGAAUAA
This is a messenger RNA of Vitis riparia (riverbank grape), 2065 nucleotides long. Its product is annotated as histone-lysine N-methyltransferase ASHH1-like. The record is from RefSeq and is a predicted model, not a curated record. The transcript has 10 exons. NCBI's taxonomy places the organism in Eukaryota, Viridiplantae, Streptophyta, Magnoliopsida, Vitales, Vitaceae. Gene Ontology annotation, cellular component: nucleus; chromatin. Gene Ontology annotation, molecular function: histone H3K36 methyltransferase activity; protein binding. Gene Ontology annotation, biological process: regulation of DNA-templated transcription. The coding region runs from base 660 to 1898 and encodes 412 amino acids.